Dichotomopilus funicola is the source of this 1974-nucleotide messenger RNA. RefSeq lists its product as uncharacterized. The record is from RefSeq and is a predicted model, not a curated record. The transcript has 2 exons. The coding region runs from base 1 to 1974 and encodes 657 amino acids. Lineage: Eukaryota; Fungi; Ascomycota; Sordariomycetes; Sordariales; Chaetomiaceae.
AUGACCUCCACCGCGGCCACGCAAGACUCAAAAGCCUUGUCAGGGGCCACCAAGGCUGGCAGGAGCAAUAGCAACGGCAGCAAUAAUAACAACCAUGACAACAGGGGCAACCACUCGUCCGAGAGAGCCGGCAACAAGGCCACGCUCACCGACACCACCAUGGACACUAAGGACACAACCCCACUCCGCUCACAGAAUAUUGCGGACAAGUCGAGGCCUGUCUCUUCACCAGGCGCUAUGCCCAAAUCCAUUCUCCGGAUCUCCAGCCCCGACGGCUAUAAACGGCCGCGUCCACUCAGCUCACAUGGUCUAACUUCAGACGCUGCCCCUCCCGGCCUCGCUCCAUCACCUCAUUCUCUACCAAGUCCCAGCAACACUAUCACCGUCAAAGACCCGCCGUCAACCACACCACCACCUUCACCCCCCAUCACACGCCCCAUGUCUCCAGGCACGACGGUCCGUUUCGCCAAAGCCACCAUUCACCGCGUAGAAGUCGGCCCCGGCCGCCGCUUCAUGCCCGUCAAACGCAAGAGCAAAAGCACACUCACCUACAUUUCUCCACUCGACCCGGGAACGCAGAGGGGCGCGCCCAAAACCAUGCUUCAGAGCCCGACCAAGCUACGCCGUCACCAGGAGAACCAGGCCGCCAUGGGGCGGUACUGGCUCCGUACCGAGGAGGAGGAGGCGCAGUGGCGCGCUGAAGCCGAGAAGAGGGCUGAGGAAGAGGCGGAACGGUACCGGAACGAGCCGGCUAGUCCACCGCCGUCGACUAGCUCGGGUGCGUCUGUCAGUGGGGAUUCGGAUGGUGGAGGUGGCUUGGCGAGUAAAGUUAAAGAUAUCGAUAAGUUACCGUUGUUGAAUAAGAACGGGCCGGCGUUGGAUAAGGUGGAGGAAGAGGAGGCCGAGUCGGAAGAUGGGGAUGAGGAGGCUGGAGCGAGGUGCGAUGCGGAGCCCGAGGCCGAGGCCGAGCCAGUCCCAUCAAAGAGGGCAGAGAUGGAGGUGCGGACGACCAAGGAGAGCAUGCCGGAAUCUCGGGGGUUGAUUGUCGCGACCAAACCCGCGGUCUUAGACUCCCCCGUAUCGGCGAUACCCGAAACACCUGCAACGCGGCCGUCGGAGUCCAAAUCUUUCUCUCAGAGGCUAGCCGAUAAAAGGAAAGAGGCCGAAGUACGUGCCGUCCGAACAACCACUGUCCCGACAACAACCUUUGCCCACGCUCGCGCGGCAUCCCCCAGCUCCAGCAGCGGCGAGAGUUCCGGUUCCGCUCGAUCGUCUUCCUCUUUCCUAGCUCAGCAACCCCCUCGAACCAGCACGACCAAUAUCAACCUUGUCAACACCCAGCCCUCGAACCUUACCCGCAUCGACGCCGUGACAGCCCCAGAAACCCCAACUACGCCAGCAACCUCAGCCACGCCAAUAAUCACCCCGGCCCCUAUCCGCCAGCAACUCACCCGUUCCCCUUCUCGUCGCGCCUCCCGACUCCUCUCCCGACCAUCCUCCCGCUCUCCCGCCAACUCCCCCUGUUCAUCCCGCUCUUCUUCCUGUUCCUCCUCCCGCUCCUUCGUCUCAUCCGAGAAAGACAAGACCACCCAAAACGAAAACGACACUCCAACCUCUCCUCGAGAGAACCACGCCGGUACCUACCACCCCCAACUCCAGCACGCACACAUCACCCGACCCCUCUCUCUAUCCUCUCCCCGGUCAACCAUGAGCCUGAGGGCGUCAUCGUCGUCAUCAUCGAGUGGUGGGAGUUCAAGCGGCACCGAAGAGCCUCGGUCGAGAAUGUACGUCUCGCGGUCGAUAAGCCACGGGAACAUGAACCUCAGCGGCGGGAGUCGGGGUGGAAUGUCGGAGGAGAGUGCCACCGCCAGCUGGAGCAGUGGGGGAGGGAGUGGUGUGAAUCAUUUGCAUUUGUCUGGGAGGAGGGGGAGUCGGCGGUUUUUGGAGGAUCAUAAGGAGGGGAUUGUGGCGUAA